AUGGAAGAAAUUAUUUUCCUGUUUCUAGAUACAGAUAAAAUGUUUUGGUCUAUUAACAAAUUGUUUGGACCCAGUUUGAUAAGGUCAGCUGAUUUUAUUUUAGAUUUUGAGUCUUUUAAGAUUAAUUUGUUCUUUACACAGAAACCCGAUGAUCCAUCACUGCAAAGAUUUUUGCCUUCCUUGUGGUUAGUGAAUUGUGCCCUCCGCCCACAUUUUGGGGGGAGGUUUCUUAAAAUGUUACUGUCACUGUUAGGGACUUUUGUUAAAGGUGGUAAAUCUCUUCAUAAACAUUCAACUCCAGAGGUUUGUGGUACCAUUCAUGAGAUGUCUGGAUUUAGCCAAUUCCUCCUGACCUUCUGCAUUCUAGGAUACAUUUUCUGCAGUUCCAGGGCUUGGCAUGUGAAGAUGCCCAGCAAUAUCAAAGGAUUGCUGGGUUCCUGCCUUGUCAUCCCUUGCACGUUUGACUACUAUCAGUAUCCACCACACAGACCAGAUCGUGUGGUUUGGUACCAGUAUGUGAGCCAUGGAUAUCCUUUAGUAUAUGACGACUGGAACUCAAAUGAGGUCAUUGACAUAUUUAAAGGAAGAACACGUGUAUUUACUUCUACAAUCAGGAAGACAUGCAGUCUUCAAAUCUACCCAGUGAAGUGGUCUGACCACAGACAGAGGAUUUACCCCUGGGUAGAUCCAGAAAAUGUUGGGAGAAGCACCUACCGAUUCUUUGAUACAACUGUAACAAUUGAAGUAGUGGGCAGGGCAGAGAAACCGGAUAUUAUGAUCUAUGGAAACAUGAAGGUUGGACAGUCCGUGAGAGUGCAAUGCACUGUUUAUCACACCUGUCCCACUAAAGCACCCACUAUAAGUAUCAACAUCCCACUGCAAAGCCACAGUCUAACUCAUACGUCGCUGUCUGAUGGCACAUACAAAACUACCUUGAUGACCACACUGAACAUAGAGAAAGACCACCAAACUGUGGAGUGCUCCGUCCGACACACUGGCGGUAUCACUGCAGCAGCCUCUAAAACCUUAAAUGCAGAAUGCUCUGUUUCACCCUUGACUAUCCAGUCUACAUCAGACGAAUUUCUUGAGGGACAGGCAAGCAAAGUAACCUGCACUGCCUCAUACACAUGCUCAAAACAUUUACCAACUCUCACAUGGAACUAUGGUAGCAUGCCAGCCUCCACUGAUACCAGCAACAGUGGAAAUGCUCAGUGGAGAACUGUCUCCACACUGACAUUCACAGCAUCAGCUAAUGACCAUGGAAGAUCUCUGACAUGCUAUGCACGAUUCACUGGGGGUCAGAGGCAGGAAAGGAGCAUCACCAUACACGUAAAGAGAAAUAUGCUCUCUCGCGGUUGGUCCUUCACCACCCCUAGCAGCAUCACAGGCAUGAGAGGCUCAUGUAUCAUCAUUCCUUGCAGAUUCACCUACAGUACCUCCCAGCCUGCUGACCUCCGAGUUAUAUGGUACUUGUUCCAGAACAAUGGAUACCCACCUGUAUUUGACCAAAGACAGACUGUUAUUGAUAAGUUUAGAGGGAAAACCAGCUUGAUUGGAUCUGUGGCGGAGAAGAAUUGUAGUCUUAAGAUCGAGAAGCUGGAAAUUUCGCACAACCAGGACAGACUUUAUCCAUGGGUAGACGUGAAUCCUAUUACCUCCUUCCACACCCUGGGUUACAUGUUUUCUGAAAAAACCUCUCAACUUAUUGUUUCAGAACAUGCACAGGAACCAAAGCUUAGCAUCAUUGGUAUUCCCAGGGUGGGAGAGCAGAGCAGAGUGUCCUGCUAUGUGCGCCAUACAUGUAUCUCUGAUCCCCCCAUUCUGACUCUAAGUGAUAUACCUGGAACAGACCGCAUUAUGGAUACUCUGGUAUCUGAUGGGAUUUGGGAAAGGACAGUAGAGAGAACUUGGACUGUAAAAGAGGAGGACCAGAGCGUGAAGUGUACUGUUAGCUACCAUGGUGGUCAGAAAGCCACAAGUGAGCUCAGGCUGAAUGUUGAAUGUCCGCAUGAAGAAAUCAAAAUGAUUGAGCAGCCAGGCGAGGCAACAGAGGGUGUGGCAAAGAGUGUCAUUUGUUCUGUUUCCUACAAGUGCAAGAAAAAUACACCAACCAUUGAAUGGAACUACAACGACAUGCAGAGUGUGCCACACACCAAAAAGAUCUCAAGCGAUACCUAUAACACAGUGUCAAAUCUAACCUUUAUUGGCUCUCUUGAAGAUGACGGUAAAUCUUUGACCUGCUCCGCUCAGUUUAUUACUGGGGAGACCUCAUACUCUGCAACCCUUCGUAUAAAAAAAUAUGAGAAAACAGAAAUAGAUCCACAGGAAAACGACAUGUCCCAUGUUCUGGCUGCUGACGUCCCUUUCAGAAUCAGAGCCCUGACCCGCUCCUGUGUGGUGAUUCCCUGCAGCUUCCAGUACCAGGAGGAUGUGCCUCUCACACGUGGCAUCUGGUCCAAAAAAACUGGGGGCGUUGUCUAUCAUAAUGGCCAGAGCCAUGUACUGGACCAUUUCAAGGACCGCACCAGAAUGUUAGGGGAUCUGAAUGAGGGAAACUGCUCAUUAGAGAUUGAUGACAUCAAGCCCUUUGACAAUGGGCCAUUUUGUUUCCAUGCAGAGAAAGGAAAUGACAAAUACAGAUUCAACAAUAGCUGCGUAUUUAUUGUUAUGAAAGCUUCCCCAGAAAAACCAGUGAUAACCCCAGUUCCAACAGAAGUCGAUGCUAGCUCACCGAUUACUGUCUCAUGUUCUGUGACGCACACAUGUCCAUCACAUCCUCCAGUGUUCUCAUGGAGUGUCCCUAACCUCACCAGUGAGGUCAGGCACACCUGGAUGCCGCAGGGCAUCUGGGAAACCACCUCCACGAUCACUUUCAUGCCCGCUGGGGGAGACGGGGUCAAGAUCCUAACCUGUACUGCCAUCUCCUGGCGUGAAAAGCAACAAGCCAGCACAGUCAAGCUGACUGUAAAGGGAUCACUGAUGUACGAGUUAAGAAGCUCUCUCCCAGUAGUCAUUCCAGUCUCAGCUCUAGUCCUCAUUGCAAUCAUCCUAGCUGCAGUGUUUGGAGUGGUCAUCUGCAGAAAAAGGAAGCGCUCUGAUGACUCGCUGAGACCACCACCUCGACCAGAGAAAAGGAGAUCACUAUGGGAUAGAUUUUCCAGGAGAUACCCUGAAGACAGGCAGAGACCUCCAAGGCCGGAAAAACGGACAUCCAUUUGGAACCGAUUUUCUCGUAGAGCAGAGGAUGGGCGUGUCGGGUGGGAAAAUGAGAGGAAACCCAAGAAGUCAUUCUGGAGCAGAUUUUCGAGACACCAAGGCAACACUGCGAACCUCAGUGUUGGCUAUUUAAACAACACAACCACUGUACACUGUGACACUCAGAUCUCCAAACAACGCUUUCCAUCUCCAAAGGAUAACCGGAGACCUCCUUGCUCUGUCAGGCCUGAGAAACUACAAAGCUGCUGAGAACAACUUGAGAUUGUAAUUGAAUCCAAUUCUCAAAUGUGUUGCAGGAUUGCCAAGUGUAUGGCAACCUUUGAGUUCUUCAAGACAUCUUGGAAACAUCACGUGCUUCCAGAACCAUGUUGCUGUAAUUAUUUUACUUCAUACACAUAGGCCUAUUGCACAAUAGGACUACAUGUAUUUGUCCGCAGUUGUUGUUACAACCACAGCGCGCUUGUUAAGUUAAUAGCGAAUUGUUACGAACAAGCUAAAAUGAAAGCUGUCUGAAUGUAGUCUAACUGUUUAUCUUAGUUUUCCACUAAUCUUAAAUUUUG
Messenger RNA from Siniperca chuatsi (mandarin fish), 3776 nucleotides. Its product is annotated as myelin-associated glycoprotein. The coding region runs from base 1 to 3465 and encodes 1154 amino acids. The transcript has 22 exons. NCBI's taxonomy places the organism in Eukaryota, Metazoa, Chordata, Actinopteri, Centrarchiformes, Sinipercidae. The record is from RefSeq and is a predicted model, not a curated record.